This is a messenger RNA of Humulus lupulus (European hop), 669 nucleotides long. RefSeq lists its product as uncharacterized. The coding region runs from base 30 to 578 and encodes 182 amino acids. NCBI's taxonomy places the organism in Eukaryota, Viridiplantae, Streptophyta, Magnoliopsida, Rosales, Cannabaceae. The record is from RefSeq and is a predicted model, not a curated record. The transcript is spliced from 2 exons.
UCUUAAAGGACGACCGUUGCAGGGAGGCAAUGGCUGAAGCUGAGAGUAUGGGGGUUGACCAGAUCCUUAACCGGGCUCUUAACGAAGUGGCCAGUGCCAUGCUGACAAUAACUGCCGCUCGCACCCGUGCCUUGGCUACCAAUGAACACGCUCAGGCAAAGGACGUCGAGGAGUUCCAGGUGAAAGACAUCAAGGAGCUCCAGGCUGCAGAAGCCAGGCACGUUGGGGAGUUGGAGGUGGUCACCCAGCAGAAGGAUGCUGUGGUGGCAAAGCUGGCGGAGGCUGAAGUUUCUCAGGCAGCUUUGAAGAAGCAGAGGGACGAUUACCAGGAUUCCAGCCGAAUCCAAUAUCGUGAAGUCAAGAGGCUCAAGGAGGAGCUCCUUGCUAAGGACAAGACCAUUGCUGUUCGCGAGAGCCAGGUGGAGCAGCUGAAGCUUACCAAUGCUAAAGAUCUGGAGAGGUACAAGAAAGCGACACUUCGGUGUUUUUACGACUUUUGGAAACACAACCGGGGUGCCAACUUUAACUACCUUCCAGAGGAUGCUAGGAACGUUGAGCUAGCCUGCUGCACUAUUUGAUUGGCUGCAGAAGAAGAAAGAGCAAGGAUCCCUGCUUCCCCAAGCAUCCAGCCGGCCCCUGGCGCAGAGGAAGGAGGAGUUGUUAAUGAUG